Mercenaria mercenaria is the source of this 2590-nucleotide messenger RNA. Its product is annotated as transcription intermediary factor 1-alpha-like. The record is from RefSeq and is a predicted model, not a curated record. The transcript is spliced from 3 exons. Lineage: Eukaryota; Metazoa; Mollusca; Bivalvia; Venerida; Veneridae. The coding region runs from base 114 to 1292 and encodes 392 amino acids. Gene Ontology annotation, molecular function: zinc ion binding.
AGGUAUUUACUGUGUUAAAUAGGGAAGUAAAUAUAAAAUUUAAUCAACUUAAAUGUUAUAAAACCUCAAUAUUAGAGUUUAAGAUUAAAACUGGUGAUCGAUUAACGUUCAAAAUGGAAGUCUCCGGUAAACUAGCUGAAGGAAGAGAAAGUUUAAAGCUUUGUGAACAUUGUCAAUUUGUAAAUAUUACAACAAAAGCAAAUGGAAUAUGUCGGGAAUGUGAGGAAUAUAUGUGCGACACAUGCUUCCGGAAUCAUCUCAAGGGUAAAAGGAAUAGAAAUCAUGAAUUGAUUGACAUGAAUGACCCAGAUAUAUCUGCAUGGAAAAGUGCAGAAGACGUAGAGAAAUGCAAACAGCAUGAUAAUGAGGCGAUCAAAUUCUACUGUCGUAAACACGAAAUUGUUGGGUGUGGAGACUGCAUUAUAUUGGAGCAUAGUACAUGUAAACCCGAAUACAUAAAGGACUUAUCGAAAAACCUGCAGGAAACCGAAGAUUUUAUACACUUGAAGAGGAAAAUUGAACAACUGGAGCGUGAGAACAAAACAAGCUAUGAGAACGUUCAAAAGAAUCGAAAACAUUGUAAAGUAGUGCACGAAGAAGUGCUAACUAAGAUAAGGAAGUUUAGAACAGAUAUCAAUAUUUAUCUGGAUAAGGCAGAAGCAGAUAUAAUAUCUGAAAUGGAACAACUUAUGUCCGACAACGACAAACUCUUAGAUAAGCUAGACAACGAUUGUGCAAAAUAUUUGUCUGAAAUUGAAGGUUUAAAGCAGAAACUUGACCCAACUGUCCAUAGAGAAAAUGUACUGUUUAUACAAACAGUACGUAGCAAAGCGAGUGUUCUGGAAAUUGAACAUAAGCUGUCAAAAAAUGUGCAAUCAGCAUGCGAACUCAAAGGUUAUAAAUUUGUUCCUUAUGAAAAACUGUCGAGUAUCAUCAAAUCAAGAGAGAAACUUGGCAAAAUCAAUAUUUCGAAUAUAAAUGAAUCUAAGCAAGAUGAAUUCAAAACUUUGGAAAUGAACAUUGAUACAUUAACAUUGCAAGAACCAAAGAAGCAGAAGCCAAGGAAGCCAGAACAACAGGAAACAGAUAGCGAAACUGCUGUGAAACCGCCACCUGUUUUUGUCGGUACCCGUGUACAACCAAUAAAUUGGAGUCUGUAUCAUCGCGGCAAACCAGGUACUGUAACAGCUGUACGUCCAGAUGGAACUGUCGACGUGAAGUGGGAUUAUUUAGGAGCCACAGGAUCUGGUUACAGAGUAGGAACGGGACCGAAAGGAAUCAGACUCAUCUAAAAGAAGUUGAACUCUGUCUUAUUGAUGUAUAUAAUUUGAUGGAAAUAUUUUUAGACAAUAUUUAGUUAUGAAUCAUUUUCACAUUAAUUGCAAAUUAAAACCUAUGUUUAUGUAUUGGACGGCUUGGCACAUAAAGUAUGUGCUCUUCACCACUGUACCCAUGAGUCGUGCAACAUCAAGUUGUAAUAAUGAAAUGAAUGAACCGGCACGCAGAAAAGUGUCAUUCAAAUAUUUCACAUGAAAAUGCAAACACAACCUGCCGUGUCCAACUGUAUAAAAUCAGUUUGGUUAAUUUUGAUUAAUCAAACGUAAAAUUAUAAUCACUUCCAAAUAUUAUGUAUCAACACAUCUUGACAUGUACAAGAGUAGCGCGACGAACUCCCCGGAAACACCACCAGAUCAAUUCCCUUGCGAAGAUAUACAUGGAAUUUAUUAAACAAUCAUUUUAUUAAAUUUAUUUUAUGAGACUGAUGAGUACUAGUAAUUACUGCAAAUGCGAAAUUAAUAUCACCAUAAAGGAACAUCAAUACCUUGUUAUGAAUGUAUGUUAUUAUCAGCCCAGGUUUAAACGUAACCUUCUUUUCAAUUUAGUACAUGCAUGGCGGCAAGCCAGGUACUGUAACAGCUGUAUGUACAGAUGGAACUGUCGACGUGAAGUGGGAUUAUUCAGGAAAUACAGUAUCUGGUUACAGAGUAGGAACGGGACGGAAAGGAAUCAGACUCAUCUAACAGAAGUUGAACUCUGUCUAAUUCAUGUAUAUAAUUUGAUGGAAAUAUUUUUAGACAAUAUAUAGUUAUUAAUCUGUUUUACAUUAAUUGCAAAUUAAAACCUAUUCAAGUAAUUUACAUGUGGGAGAAUAUGUUCACAUUCAAUUGAAAUUAAAACUGGUGGUUAGUAUGGACUAAUAAGAUAAAAUAGUAUAUGCAGAUGUUGUUAUCAAUGUUGCAAUAGUUGUUGAACUGAAUAGUUUUUCUUCGUUACAGACAAAAUCAGAUUUAUGACUAGAUUAUAUUGGGUCUUUGUCAAGAUAGGUAUUUUUAGCUCACCUGAGCACAAAGUGCUGGGAGUGAGCUAUUGUGAUCGCUCACAGUCCGGCGUCCGUCCUUCCGUCCGUCCGUCCACACUUUCCUUUAAACAACAUCCCCUCAUAAACCACGAAGCCAAUUUCAUCCAAACUUUAUAAGAAUGUUCCUUGGGUGAAGCUCUACAAAAAUUGUUCAAAGAAUUGAAUUCCAUGCAGAACUCUGGUUGCCAUGGCAACUGAAAUGAAAAAAAUUAAAAAUCUUCUUCUCAAAAA